Solea senegalensis (Senegalese sole) is the source of this 591-nucleotide messenger RNA. It is a transcript of the gene psmg4, whose product is annotated as proteasome (prosome, macropain) assembly chaperone 4. The record is from RefSeq and is a predicted model, not a curated record. Gene Ontology annotation, biological process: proteasome assembly. NCBI's taxonomy places the organism in Eukaryota, Metazoa, Chordata, Actinopteri, Pleuronectiformes, Soleidae. The coding region runs from base 101 to 475 and encodes 124 amino acids. The transcript has 3 exons.
AACCCGGAAGCUCUUGUUUCUGUUGACAACGAGAGUCACGGCGGCUAACACCAUAGCUACCACACACAUACACACAGACAGUGACAAGGACUUUACAAAAAUGAGCGAAACACAGAACAGAGCGGUAUCUGAGGCCAUUUCCGUUCACAAUUUCUCGGACAAGAUUCUGGAGCAGGCCGUUCACUUUCACGUGAUGAAGCUCAGCGGCGGGUUUUUCCUCUGGAUCGGUUCAUCUCCAGUCCUGUCAAACCUGGCGGUUUCAAUGAGCAGCAAAUAUGAUUCAAUGCCUUUAUCCACAUUAAUCAUGGGGGAUCCGUCCAAUACUGCUCCAAAUACUUUGUCACAGAGAUUAGCAAAGAAGACCAAAAAACAAGUGUUUGUGAGUUACAGUCUCCCAGUGACGGACUCCAACCUCAGUCUGUUGGUGGAGAACAGGAUAAAGAAGGAGCUGGAGCUUCACCCUGAGCAUUUCUGAUAAACAGAGCAGGUCCUCCCAGUUUUGUGCUUUAAUACAAAUCCUAAUACAAGCAGACAUGGUCACAUCAAGUGUUCUUUUAUUGACAUAAUAAAUUAAGUGUUUCAUUAUCAAAA